This is a messenger RNA of Procambarus clarkii (red swamp crayfish), 586 nucleotides long. NCBI's taxonomy places the organism in Eukaryota, Metazoa, Arthropoda, Malacostraca, Decapoda, Cambaridae. The record is from RefSeq and is a predicted model, not a curated record.
ACAGUAUGAGGACAUACAGAGUAUGAGGACACAGUAUGAGGGCAUACAGAGUAUGAGGACACAGUAUGAGGGCAUACAGAGUAUGAGGACACAGUAUGAGGACAUACAGAGUAUGAGGACACAGUAUGAGGACAUACAGAGUAUGAGGACACAGUAUGAGGACAUACAGAGUAUGAGGACACAGUAUGAGGACAUACAGAGUAUGAGGACACAGUAUGAGGGCAUACAGAGUAUGAGGACACAGUAUGAGGACAUACAGAGUAUGAGGACAUACAGAGUAAGAGGACAUUGUAUGAGGACACAUUUUAAUGUUUCUUUUCAUCCACAGGGAGUUACGGUGGCUAUUAAGCGAAUUCACAAGGAUAGAGUUGAUCUGGCACGGCCCAUGCUUAUCCAGCUUAAACGGAUGAAGGACCUGCAGUACGAGCACCUGGUACGGUUCAUAGGCGUGUGUGUGGACAGCAAGCCGUACUGCGCCGUGUUCACCGAGUACUGCCCAAAAGGUUCUCUCCAGGACCUGCUAGAGAACGAGGACGUCAAACUGGACUCCAUGUUUAAGAUGUCUCUAAUGCAUGACAUUGUUAAG